Messenger RNA from Eimeria maxima, 789 nucleotides. RefSeq lists its product as hypothetical. The record is from RefSeq and is a predicted model, not a curated record. The transcript has a single exon. Bases 1 to 789 code for a protein of 262 amino acids. NCBI's taxonomy places the organism in Eukaryota, Apicomplexa, Conoidasida, Eucoccidiorida, Eimeriidae.
AUGGCCGCCCAGAGGCACGGUUGCGGCGGCGCUGCCUGUCUCCUCGCCUCGUUGCUGGCAGCAACAGCAGCAGGAGCAGCAGCAGCAGCAGGAGCAGGCUACCCUUCUAUGCCUUAUAUAAAUGUGCAGCAAACAAGGACACUGCAACACGGGUACAGUGACCCUCUCAUUAGCGGCAGCGAAUUGUAUUUCUCUCCUACAGCACCAGCAGCAGCAGGGUUCGAGUACCCAAUUCCUGCUGCAGCAGCAGGUCAUAUGUCCGCUGCUGCACCUGGCUCUGCAGCGGCAACAGCAACAGUAGAUGACCCAGCUGCGGCAGCAAUUGCUGCUAUACGAGGCCGCAGACGCCUGCGCAAGUUGCUGCUGCAGUCUGCUGCUCUUCUCUUUGGUGCUUAUUUGCUGCUGAAUAUAACGAGGCGUUCCUCUAAUAAGCAGCAGCAGCAAGAAGGAGGAGCAGCAGAGAAGGGCCCCCAGCAGCGAGCGGCCCCAUCAGCAGCAGAAGCAGAGGGUAAGAGCAGCAAAUCAUCAAAGAGACCACCACCACUACAAACAGCAAAACAAAAGCCAGCAGCAGCAGCAGCAGCAGCAGCAGCAGCAGCAGAUAGGCCCCCCAAGACACCUGGGGGGGCCCGCAGCCCGGGGCUGUCUAGUGCCCCCCGAUUCCAAAGCUGGUUCGGGUCUAAGCCUCCUCCUGAUUAUCCUCCUCCUCCUGCUCCUGGUCCGUCUGCUGCUGCUAGGAGUGCAGCAGGACAGAGAAGCAGUGCUGCAGCAGCAGCAAGCAGGAACUAA